This is a messenger RNA of Dioscorea cayenensis subsp. rotundata (Guinea yam), 1880 nucleotides long. RefSeq names its product laccase-11-like. Lineage: Eukaryota; Viridiplantae; Streptophyta; Magnoliopsida; Dioscoreales; Dioscoreaceae. Gene Ontology annotation, molecular function: hydroquinone:oxygen oxidoreductase activity; copper ion binding. Gene Ontology annotation, cellular component: apoplast. Gene Ontology annotation, biological process: lignin catabolic process. The record is from RefSeq and is a predicted model, not a curated record. The transcript is spliced from 6 exons. The coding region runs from base 26 to 1708 and encodes 560 amino acids.
CACAUUAAUCCUCAUCAAAAUUACAAUGGCCUUCACUUUCUCUGGCCAUUUCUUAAUUUUCAGCAUCAUUACUCUUGCAUUCAUUUCAUUCCAAACUGAAGCUGCCAUCAAGAAGUACCAGUUCAAUGUUGUGGUGAAACAUGUAAGCAGACUAUGCCAUGCGAAACCGAUUGUUACAAUCAAUGGGAAGUUCCCCGGGCCGACAAUUUAUGCCCGAGAAGGCGAUAGAGUUAUCAUCAAUGUCACCAACUAUGCUCAGUAUAACAUGUCUAUCCACUGGCAUGGGAUAAAGCAAUUGAGAAAUGGAUGGGCAGAUGGACCAGCAUAUAUCACACAGUGUCCUAUAAAAAGUGGAAGCAGUUACAACUAUGACUUCAACAUCACAGGCCAGAGAGGGACUUUGUGGUGGCAUGCUCACAUUCUAUGGCUACGUGCAACUGUUCAUGGUGCCAUAGUUAUCAUGCCUAAACAUGGAGUUCCUUAUCCUUUCCCACAACCUGAUCAAGAAGCUAAAUUAAUCUUAGGAGAAUGGUGGAAUGAGGAUGUUGAAGUUGUUGAAACUACAGGAAGCAAGCUUGGAUUGCCACCUAAUAUUUCAGAUGCUCACACAAUCAACGGAAAACCGGGCCCUCUUUUCCCUUGCUCUGACAAACAUACUUAUGCAUUGGAGGUGGAACAUGGGAAGACAUACCUCCUAAGAAUCAUCAAUGCUGCACUCAACGACGAGCUUUUCUUCGCCAUCGCUGGCCACAACAUCACCGUAGUGGAAAUCGAUGCAGUCUACUGCAAACCAUUCACAACCGACGCAAUCCUCAUCACCCCAGGGCAAACCACUAAUGUCCUUCUCCAUGCUAACCAAGCCCCGGGCCGAUACUUCAUGGGUGCAAGGCCUUUCAUGGAUGCUCCGAUCAUCGUUGAUAACAAGACGGCAAUCGCAAUUCUUCAAUAUAAGGGUGUCCCUACAACUGUCCUUCCCCUUCUUCCUAACCUCCCUAAACCUAAUGACACAACCUUUGCAUUAAAUUAUGCUCAGAAACUAAAGAGUCUCAACGCUCCACAAUACCCUGCUAAAGUCCCACUCACCAUUGAUCGCCAUCUUUUUUACACUAUUGGAUUAGGAAUAAACCCUUGUGCAACUUGUCUCAAUGGCACUAAACUCAUUGCAUCCCUUAACAACAUAACCUUUGUCAUGCCAAAGAUUGGUCUUCUUCAAGCUCAUUACUUCAAUAUCAAGAAUGUUUUUCGAUUGGAUUUCCCUGAUAAACCAAAAACAACAUUCAACUUCACAGGAGCACCAUUAACAGCAAACCUUGGUACAUCACAAGGCACAAGGCUCAGCAAAUUGGCAUUCAACACUACAGUUGAGCUGGUGCUUCAAGACACCAGCCUUUUAAGUGUAGAGUCUCAUCCUUUCCACCUCCAUGGCUACAACUUCUUUGUUGUUGGUCAGGGGAUUGGAAACUUUGAUGCCAAUACUGAUCCGGCAAAGUUCAACCUCUUCGAUCCGCCGGAGAGGAACACUGUUGGUGUUCCAACUGGAGGAUGGACUGCAAUCAGGUUUAGGGCUGAUAAUCCAGGAGUUUGGUUCAUGCAUUGUCAUUUGGAAGUUCAUACAACCUGGGGAUUGAAAAUGGCAUUUGUUGUGGAGAAUGGAGAUGGACCAGAGCAAAGUAUGUUGCCUCCUCCAAAGGAUUUGCCACCUUGUUGAGAGUGAGAUGAAUGUUUUUAUUUAGACAGUUUACUGUGAAGAAGGUUGAGGUUUCUAAAUUGAUGUUUUGACAAUAUACGAAGUUGAAUUAAUUUGGUGUGGAUAAUAAACACAAGUGAUUGUGUACUUAAGUUUUUGCUUGAAAAGUGAAGAAUUUCCACUUGGUUCUGUA